Centropristis striata (black sea bass) is the source of this 1983-nucleotide messenger RNA. RefSeq names its product angiopoietin-related protein 7. Bases 1 to 1305 code for a protein of 434 amino acids. The record is from RefSeq and is a predicted model, not a curated record. The transcript is spliced from 8 exons. Lineage: Eukaryota; Metazoa; Chordata; Actinopteri; Perciformes; Serranidae.
AUGUCUCUCCUGUCUUUAACCAACCCCCCCGGCUGGAGCGUGUGCUCUGCUCUGUGUAUCCUCAUCGUGCUGCUACCAGAGGCCAGAGCAGACGACCUGAACACUACCACUCAGCGCAAUGGCGGGGGAUCCCAGUGCGGAGAGUACUCUAACCAGGUGAUGGAGGACGGGAUGUGUCGGCUGGUGGCCACGCUGCCUCAGCUGGAUGAGCAUAAGUGCCCAGAUAUGUUCCGCUGCACGGACGAGGUCUCCUACUGGCUGCACGAGAACGAGGAGAGGAAGCAGCAGAUCGUGGCGCUGAAGGAGACCAUCUCUGAGCUGCAGGAGGAGCUGAGGGACCACCGGCACCGCAUCAAAGUCCUCGAGUUGCAUGGUGAAGAGAGGACUCACGUUAAUAUGUCAUUGGAGCAGCGUUUUCACGAAUUGGAGCAUCACUAUUCUGAAGCCACCACCCUGCUGCACCUACAGGGCACUCUGAUCCUGGACCUCCAGAGCCAACUCCACAAUCUGACACUUUUGGUGGAUAAAGUAAAAAGAAGCCCUGGGUGUUUGAUCAACAUUGUGCGACCCAACCCGCUGAUGAGUGCUCAGGACGCUCUGCACCCAGAGAUCCAGCAUGUGAGGAACUGUCCUAUAGACUGUGCUUCCAUCUACUACAAUGGAGUGAGGAGGUCAGGCCUGUACACUGUGGUGCCCUCACUGGCCGGCAUGCCUGUGCAGGUCUAUUGUGAUAUGGACACAGAUGGUGGUGGCUGGACUGUGAUCCAGCGGCGCGUUGACGGCUCAUUGAGCUUCGACCGCAACUGGAGGGACUACAGGGACGGUUUCGGUGACCUGCACUCAGAGUUCUGGCUGGGCAACAACCACAUCCACGACCUGAGCACCCAGGGAGACUACAGCCUCCGCAUCGACCUGGAGGACUGGAGCAACAAGCACAAACAUGCCCUCUACCAGAGCUUCAGUGUGGAAGAUGAGGAGCAUCAGUACCGUCUCCAUGUGUCCGACUUCAGUGGGACAGUGCAGGACUCUUUCAGCUGGUACCACGACAAGCAGGGCUUCAGCACCCCAGACAGUGGCAACAUCUGUGCUGAGAUCUCCCACGGCGGCUGGUGGUACAACCAGUGCUUCUACGCCAACCUUAAUGGAGUCUACUACAGGGGAGGCCAUUACACCCCUAAGGGCCGGGGGCCGCUGGGUCCUGAUGGGAUCGUUUGGUACUCCUGGAGAGACACUGACUACUACUCCCUACGCAAAGUCAGCAUGAUGAUCCGACCACGCUCUUUCCGAGCCCGUUUGUCACCAUAACCCUCCGUCACCUGACAGCCGUUAGGACACAGGAACGAUCCCAGCAGCAGGGAUCACAUGUCACUGGGACACCUUGGUGCUGAUGACAUCCAGUGAUGUUUUUAUUGACCUCUAGAAGGAACUGAAUGUCAACAACAAUGGCCACUACUCUGCUGUUUCUGGCUCUAUAUCCUCAAAACUGUGGACUCAUUUUCUGCUGCACAUUUUGGAAACACAAACUUUACACUGUGGAGUUCUUUUUGGGACAUGGACAUUUUUCAUUCAGUCAUUCAGGGAAGUGAAUCUUCCUUAUUUUCUACUUCAAUUUUGUACCUUUAGUUUGAUACUUUGACACUUGACACACUAUCAACAACCCAGCCAAAAAAAACAACCUAAAAAUAUUUGUGUGACGUGGAGGCAUGUGCUACUGACAGACCGAUCACAUGACACUGGUUAUUGAAUGAUCUGCUGCAUAUUGAUGUGAUUAUUCUUCUAAUUUUAUUCAUUUUGAAUUUAUGCCAACUAUAAUAAAAAAAAAAGGUUUUAAUAUUAUGAGUCAGAACAUAAGAACACUGAAUUAUAAUAGAUAUAAUACCCCUUUGAUAUGAUAAGUGCUACUGUCUCACAGUAUAGGGAGAGAAGAUGUGCUAUAUGAGGACUGUGUAUACAUGCAUACUGUAUGGAUUGUACAAUAAACAC